GUUGACUUCGAGCCGAGCGGACGCGCGUUUGUCGUUCAGCGGAUGAAAUAGAAAAAAAGAAGAAGUAUCGCCUCGAGAAAAAUUGGAACACAAUUUAUCAAUCGCGCUAUCGCACCCCCCACUUGGAUUACGGUCAACGCGAAACAACUGCAAAGAAAUAAAAUUAAGAUAUAGAAAUCGAGAAACGAAAGCAACCGAAAUCAAAAGAUAUAUGAAGAUAAUGAAAAUAAUAUAGCCAGCGGGAAGAAACAAGAAAAUCGUUUUAGAUCAAGCAUUAAAUCGGUUGUUGUGCUGUUGUUGUGAAAAGUGCCGAUUGUGCAAAGCUGCGCUAUAAAACCAAACAGAAAACAAAAUAAUUUAAAAAAUCCCAAAUAAACACACACACAAAAUGGGCGAAAAAUAGAACGAGCAGUGAAAGACCAAAAGAAGCCCCCAUAACCUCCCCGAUUAACCAAAAUCGAAACCCCAUUCGAAGUUUAGGAACCACCAAAAAUGCUGGCCACCACCCACAUGCUGUACGUGCUGAUUGCCACCUGUGUAAUACCCAUAUUCGGGGCAGCCCUCAGCAAGACGGUGUUGUACCAGGCUCCCGAUGAGUGCCGCUGGUCCGGCGGCGGGGAGCAUGACAUCACCCUGGUCUGUCACCUUAGGACCAUCAACUCGGAGCUGGAGAACACCAACUUCAGCGUGAUCCAGCCGCAGAACACAGUGCGCCUGCGUCUGGAGUGCAACGAUGCCCUGUUCUUCCAGAGCAGUCUGAGCCCGGAUAGCUUCAGAUCGCUGGUGGAACUCAGGGAUCUCACCAUCGAGUACUGCAAGCUGGGCAAUCUCACGGAUGGAUCUUUCCGUGGUCUGCAGGAGCUGCGAAACCUCACCAUUCGCACGCACAAUGGCGACUGGUCCACCAUGUCGCUGGAGAUGGCAUCCAAUAGCUUCGUGGAGUUCCGCCAGCUGGAGCGUUUGGAUCUGAGUCUCAACAACAUCUGGCUUAUACCGGAUGGCAUGGUGUGCCCACUGAAAUCUCUGCAGCACCUGAAUGCUUCGUACAACAAAAUUCAGGACAUCAGCAACUUCUACUUCAGUGCCUCGCUUAGUUCGCGGAAGGCACGAGUUUGCGGCUCCACGCUGCAAAGUCUGGAUCUGAGUGCCAACAAGAUGGUCAGCUUGCCCACGGCCAUGCUAUCGGCUCUGGGCCGACUGACCCAUCUGAAUAUGGCCAAGAACAGUAUGAGUUUCCUGGCCGAUCGCGCCUUUGAGGGUCUUCUUUCGCUGAGGGUUGUGGAUCUUUCGGCGAACCGAUUGACCUCUUUGCCGCCAGAACUCUUCGCGGAGACCAAGCAACUACAGGAAAUUUACUUGAGGAACAAUUCCAUCAACGUACUGGCCCCAGGAAUCUUCGGAGAGUUGGCGGAACUCUUAGUUCUCGACUUGGCUACCAACGAACUGAAUUCCCAGUGGAUCAAUGCUGCCACUUUUGUGGGUCUCAAGCGUCUCAUGAUGCUGGAUUUAUCGGCUAAUAAGAUCAGCCGCCUGGAGGCUCACAUUUUUAGGCCCCUGGCCAGCUUGCAGAUCCUGAAACUGGAGGAUAACUACAUCGAUCAGCUGCCGGGGGGAAUCUUUGCGGAUCUCACCAACCUGCACACACUGAUCCUCUCGCACAAUCGCAUCUCAGUCAUCGAACAACGCACUCUGCAGGGUUUGAAGAAUCUACUGGUGCUUUCCUUGGACUUCAACAGGAUAUCCCGAAUGGAUCAGAGAUCCCUGGUAAACUGCAGCCAGCUGCAGGAUCUGCACUUGAACGACAACAAGCUGCAGACUGUGCCCGAAGCUCUGGCCCAUGUUCCCCUACUCAAAACCCUCGAUGUGGGCGAGAACAUGAUCAGUCAGAUCGAGAAUACUAGCAUCACCCAGCUGGAGAGUCUGUAUGGCCUCCGGAUGACGGAGAACUCUCUCACCCACAUCCGGCGAGGAGUCUUCGAUCGCAUGAGCUCCCUGCAGAUCCUCAAUCUGUCCCAGAACAAGCUGAAGUCCAUCGAGGCUGGUUCUCUGCAGAGGAAUAGUCAGCUUCAGGCCAUCAGACUGGAUGGAAAUCAGCUAAAAUCCAUUGCUGGUCUCUUCACGGAACUGCCCAACUUGGUGUGGAUGAAUAUCUCUGGCAAUCGUCUUGAGAAAUUCGAUUACUCGCACAUUCCCAUCGGAUUGCAGUGGCUGGAUGUUCGGGCCAAUAGGAUUACGCAGUUGGGCAACUAUUUCGAGAUCGAAAGCGAACUGAGUCUGAGUACCUUUGAUGCCAGCUAUAAUCUGCUGACGGAGAUAACGGCUAGCUCUAUACCAAAUAGUGUGGAGGUUUUGUACUUGAACGACAACCAGAUCUCCAAGAUCCAGCCGUACACGUUCUUCAAGAAGCCCAACUUGACGCGGGUGGAUUUGGUGAGGAAUCGCUUGACCACCUUGGAACCCAAUGCUCUCCGCUUGUCACCCAUCGCCGAGGAUCGCGAGAUUCCGGAGUUCUAUAUUGGCCACAAUGCCUACGAGUGUGACUGCAACUUGGACUGGCUGCAAAAGGUGAAUCGUGAGUCGCGUACUCAGCCGCAACUCAUGGAUUUGGACCAGAUUCACUGCCGGUUGGCAUACGCUCGAGGAUCUUCACAUGUCUCCCUGAUAGAGGCCAAGUCCGAUGAUUUUCUUUGCAACUACGCCUCACAUUGCUUUGCCCUGUGCCAUUGCUGCGAUUUCCAGGCGUGUGACUGCAAAAUGGAGUGCCCGGAUAGGUGUUCCUGCUACCACGAUCAGUCCUGGACAUCGAAUGUGGUGGACUGCAGCCGGGCUUCCUAUGAGCAGACUCUGCCAUCACACAUUCCCAUGGAUUCCACUCAGCUGUAUCUGGACGGAAACAAUUUCCGGGAGCUGCAGAGUCAUGCGUUCAUCGGUCGCAAGAGGCUAAAGGUGCUGCACUUGAACCACUCCAGGAUCGAGGUGCUUCACAAUCGCACCUUUUAUGGACUUCUGGAGCUGGAGGUUCUCCAAUUGCAAAGUAAUCAGUUGAAGGCCUUAAAUGGCAACGAAUUCCAGGGAUUGGAUAACCUCCAAGAACUGUAUCUACAGCACAAUGCUAUAGCUACGAUCGAUACCCUCACCUUUACGCACCUGUAUCACCUGAAAAUCCUGCGAUUGGAUCACAAUGCCAUCACAUCAUUCGCCGUCUGGAACUUCCUGCCCAGUUAUCUGAACGAACUGCGUCUGGCCUCCAAUCCCUGGACCUGCAGCUGUGAAUUCAUUGAUAAGCUUAGGGACUACAUGAAUCGUCAUGAGUAUGUGGUGGACAAGCUGAAGAUGAAGUGCGAUGUGAUUAGUGGAAAUAGCACCCAACAGAUGGUCAUCUACCCGGGAUCCGGAGAAGCUGCUACCCUGCCCGUUGUUCAGUGCUCUCAGACCCUGCCUUUGGGUCUGGAUAACAGCUUUAACUAUGCAGAGCAGGCUGGUGGCGAGAAUGCCUCGAAUGCCACCUCCACGAAAAUGAUCCUAAAUCAGCCGCCGAAACUGGAUUACAUACCCAUCCUGGUGGCCAUUCUGACCGCCUUCAUAUUCGUAAUGAUCUGCAUUUCGCUGGUCUUCAUCUUCCGCCAGGAGAUGCGUGUUUGGUGCCACUCGAGAUUCGGAGUCCGACUCUUUUACAACGCCCAAAAGGAUGUAGACAAGAACGAGAGGGAGAAGCUGUUCGACGCCUUCGUUUCGUACUCCUCCAAGGAUGAGUUGUUCGUCAACGAGGAGCUGGCUCCCAUGCUGGAAAUGGGUGAACAUCGCUACAAGCUGUGCCUGCACCAGAGGGACUUUCCUGUGGGUGGCUAUCUACCGGAAACCAUCGUGCAGGCGAUCGACAGCAGCCGGAGAACCAUAAUGGUGGUCAGCGAGAACUUCAUCAAAUCGGAGUGGUGUCGGUUCGAGUUCAAGUCCGCCCAUCAGUCGGUGCUAAGAGAUCGUCGCCGGCGAUUGAUAGUUAUUGUGCUGGGCGAGGUGCCCCAGAAGGAACUCGAUCCCGAUCUUCGCUUGUAUCUGAAGACGAACACGUAUCUGCAGUGGGGCGAUAAGCUGUUCUGGCAAAAGCUGCGCUUCGCUCUACCGGAUGUCUCCUCAUCGCAGCGAUCCAAUGUUGCCGGGCAGAGUUGCCAUGUGCCGAUCAACCACGCCUCUUACCACCACCACCACCACGUCCACCAGCAGGCGAUGCCACUGCCCCACUCGGUGCAUCAUCAUCAGCAGCAGUUCAUGCUGCCACCGCCACCGCAGCAACCUGGCAGCUUCCGCCGGCAACCAUCGUUGCACCAACAGCAGCAGCAACAUCGCGGCAACAACAACACGACGCAGCAGCAGCAGCAACAGCAGGCGGCCUUGCUGAUGGGCGGUGGGUCGGUGGGUGGGCCUGCUCCACAGAUGAUUCCCCUGGCGGGUGGCAUCCAGCAGCAGAGCCUACCAUUGCCACCGAACCAGCAACCGACGCCGGCGUCUAGAAAUCUGCACAUGUGAGUGGGGUUAGCUUUAAGCAGAGGGUUAAAGGCAAGGUUGAGUUGGAAGCUGGAGAGGAUUGGGAGAAUCAGUGUUUUUAUGUUUGGCUAUCUUCUGGAAGAAUGAUUUUAUUCUAAAUUAAAUGUUUUUAUUUUUCAAUUUCCUUACGCUUCAAGAUGGUAAAGCAUAUUUAUUUAUAUGAUAAGGUCAAAACGCAUCAUAAGAAUCAUUUAAAGUCCAGACCACGAUCUUGUUCAGUUAUGAAAAGUGAUCUGGAAUAUCCGCUGGCCGAAAAAAGAAGUACACCAGCUGAAAACAAGUUUAACUUCCUUGGGUUUCAAAAUAAAGUACAAGGGGGAAUUGCAUUCAAUAUGCAAAUGCGAGCGUUUAGCGAUAAAAGCCUAGUUACAUGUUGAAAUAGCAAAAGUAAAAGAAAAAUCGAGUGGGGAAAGAACAGGCAGCACCAGGAACAAUAACAACAGCAAAAGAAAAACAGUAAAAUAGCUGGCGAGCCAGGCAAUUGUUGUUUGUUGGCCCUGCUCUGUUUUCUUACGGCCAGCUAUUUUCAGUUUCCUGACUCGCAGCUAGAUUCUGAAAAUUGAUGUUGCAUGCAACACAGCAACAGCAACGAACGACUGAGAACUACACGGGGAAAAUUUGAGGAAUUUAUUAAAGGCCUAAUUGAUAUAUUUUUAUUAAAAUUAAACUUGAAGUUUAGAAAGAUACAAUAGCCGAAUGAUAAAAUUUUAAAGUACUGUCAUGCAGAAUUGAUAUAUAUUUUUUUUAAUGUUUCACUUUGAGGUUUUUAUCAGUGAUGAUCCUAUUUAUUUCCUGUGUAGAUCAAACACCAACCAGUCAGUCAGCAACAAAAGGCCCAAAAGUAUUUCUCUUGGCUUUAUUUUUUCGUUCCUCCUUAUUCUCCUUUAUUUUGUCGUUUUCCUGCAUUUUUUGUUGUUUUCUUCUGUUUUCCUCGUUUUCCUCGUUUUCCCCGUUUGCAACGCUCACUCGUUAGUUCAUCUUAACUGCUGCAUUUUGCUAUAACAAGCUCGACGUGUGUAGAAGAUACACCCGUGUAUCUGUAUCUGCAGCAGCUGUAGUCGAAUCCGCAUACGAAUUCGUAUCUGUAUCUGUGCAUCUGUGGCUGUAAAUGUGACUGCGCGGGUUGGGAAAAAUAGGCAAAGGCAACGCAAAACAUCACAGAGCUCAUGUCUGGCCAAAAGGAAAAUGGUAACAAAAAGCAGACCUUAGACGUUAGACGGUAUACGUUAGAGUACCGAAAACCCAGACCGUCUGCAGACAGUUGCUGUGCGGGUUAAAAUUGGUUUUGGUUUUUGUUGCCACUUUUUUGUUUUGCCCCCUUUCUGAGCCACAAUUACAUGUGCUAAUCAAUGGCAGAAAAAUAGAUAGCAAGAUGUUGGCAGAGGAACAAUUGUGUGAGAAGGGAAACAAUUGUAGGGGAUUUAGCCCCGAUAAAAUGGACUUACAUCCAACAAUUAAUGCCAGUUAAUUGUAUCCCAGCAUUGGAAGAUAAAGACAUGGAAAUAGAAUUCCCCUAUAAUAGGGAGUCACUUCUGCAGAUCACGCUAUGCCCAGAUUUGAUUAGGAAACAAAGCUUUCUAUUUUUUUUCCCUACCCAGCUAGUCAGCGAUUAAGUAGAACCAGAAAGAAUUUCCCAGAGUGAAACUUCCAAUUGUGACCUUGCUGCAACGAAAAAAA
Drosophila sechellia is the source of this 6219-nucleotide messenger RNA. It is a transcript of the gene Tollo, whose product is annotated as Toll-like receptor Tollo. Gene Ontology annotation, cellular component: extracellular matrix. The transcript has a single exon. Gene Ontology annotation, biological process: signal transduction. The record is from RefSeq and is a predicted model, not a curated record. Gene Ontology annotation, molecular function: protein binding. Bases 493 to 4524 code for a protein of 1343 amino acids. NCBI's taxonomy places the organism in Eukaryota, Metazoa, Arthropoda, Insecta, Diptera, Drosophilidae.